UGACAGCAAAUGACAGCACUGUUCGCUCCUGCAGAAGCCAGUGAGAGACGCUAACCGCCAACAAACAAUUCCUCUGAUUCGACAAAUCUUACGAUCGGCUGUGUUUAGAGAAAUAGUGAACUACCAGUACACGCGAAUUACGUUUGUCAUUUGGCUCUCUGCCUGUGUGAGCUGGUGAAGAUGGUGAAGCCAGACAUCCACACUCUGGCCCACCACCUGAAGCAGGAGCGGCUGUACGUGGCAUCGGAGAAGCAGCUGAUCCAGAGGCUCAACAGUGAUGUGCUGAAGACAGCUGAGAGGCUGUACCGGGCCGCAUGGAUCGCCAAGCAGCAGAGGAUCAACCUCGAUCGGCUCAUUCUUACCAGUGCGGAGGCCUCUCCUGCUGAAUGCUGCCAACAUGCCAAAAUGCUGGAAGACACGCAGUUUGUUGAUGGCUACAAGACUCUAGGCUUCCAGGAGACCAUCUAUGGCGAGUUUGUGGCCCGGUUGAGGGAAAACCCGAGACUGGUGGCUUCCUGUCUGGUGGCAGGAGAGAGGCUGAACCAGGAGAACAACCAGGGGGUCACCCAUACAGUCUUCACCUCACUCUAUGGCAACUGUAUCAUGCAGGAGGAUGAGAGCUACCUGCUACAGGUGCUGCGAUACCUGGUGGAGUUUGAGCUGAAGGAGAGCGACAACCCUCGCCGCCUGCUGCGACGGGGAACCUGUGCCUUCAGCAUCCUUUUCAAGCUCUUCUCCGAGGGCCUGUACUCUGCCAAGCUCUUCCUCACCGCCACCCUCCACGAACCCAUUAUGCAGCUGCUGGUGGAAGAUGAAGACCACCUGGAGACCGAUCCAGCCAAGGUGACAGAGCGCCUCACUCCGGCCCAGCAGGAACGCUUCGGAGAGAAGGGCUCUGAGGGCUACAAACAGCGAGUGCAGGCAGCUGUGGAGGCCAAUGAAGCCAAGCUGGUAGCUCUGGUCAACAAGUUCAUUGGCUACCUGAAGCAGAACACCUACUGCUUUCCCCACAGCCUGCGCUGGAUUGUGUCACAGAUGUACAAGACUUUGUCCUGUGUGGAGCGCCUUGAGGUGGGCGAGGUGCGCACCAUGUGUACAGACCUGCUGCUGACCUGCUUCAUCUGCCCAGCUAUAGUUAAUCCCGAGCAGUACGGCAUCAUCUCAGACGCACCCAUCAAUGAAGUAGCACGCUUCAAUCUAAUGCAGGUGGGGCAACUUUUGCAGCAGUUGGCCAUGGCUGAUGAUGAUGCAGACCCAAGGCGGAAAAGCAGUUUGUCCAAAUUUGAUAAGAGUUGCGUAGCUGCCUUUCUGGAUGUGGUGAUCGGAGGAAGAGCAGUCGAGACCCCACCCAUGUCCUCAAUGAACCUUCUAGAAGGCCUCAGUAGGACUGCGGUCUAUAUCACACAUAAUCAGCUGCUCAUGCUGGUGGACUUUGUGCGGAAUGUGAUGGCAGGGGACCACCUUCGUGAGGAGGAGCACAUGGCUCUGGAGACCCUGGUUGCCAACGUGCCCCAGUCUCGCACUGUGAAGAGCAACAGUCUGGAGCUCACUCCCUCCAACACUCCCCAGCUCUCCCCGGCUACCACUCCUGCCAACAAGAAGAACAGGCUCCCCAUAGGACAACACUUAGCUGCUAUAACAUCCUGGGACCCCACAACCACCACUCUGUCUGCUCACAUUCCAUUAGUAACCCCUUUCGCAGCUGCUCGUAGCCGUAGCCGUACCAACAUAGCCCAGGAGGGGGAGGCAGAGGCCAGCUCCCAAGAGUCCCUACAGGAGCUGAUGCCAGAGGAUGUGCUGGUGAUUUCACUAGGAACUGGUCCUCAGUCUGUCCCUGGGAUGAUGUCAGAGAAUGAGGUUUUGAACCUGCAGAUGGCUGAUGGGGCCCAGGGGGAUGGUCAUGCUGAUGAUACUAAGCUGCAUGGUAAACCAGACAAAACCCUGCGCUUCUCUCUGUGCAGUGACAACUUGGAAGGCAUCUCAGAGGGCCCAUCCAAUCGCUCUAACUCUGUGUCGUCUCUGGACCUGGAGGGAGAGUCUGUUUCUGAGCUGGGAGCUGGACCAUCAGGGAGCAACGGGGUGGAGGCUCUACAGCUUUUGGAGCAUGAACAGGCCACCACUCAGGACAACCUGGAUGAUAAACUGCGCAAGUUUGAGAUCAGAGACAUGAUGGGUCUGACGGAUGAUCGGGAUAUCUCUGAGACAGUCAGUGAAACCUGGAGCACCGAUGUGCUCGGCAGUGACUUUGACCCCAACAUGGAUGAAGAUCGGCUGCAGGAAAUAGCAGGGGCAGCUGCGGAGAACAUGCUCGGCAGCCUGCUGUGUCUUCCUGGCUCGGGUUCAGUUCUGCUGGACCCCUAUGGCUCCACCAUCUCGGAGACCACAAGCGAGGCCUGGAGCGUAGAGGUCCUUCCCAGUGACUCAGGUAGGGAGCCAGAAGCCCCAGAUCUGAAACAGGAGGAGCGUCUACAGGAGCUGGAGAGCUGCUCAGGGGUCGGCAGUACCUCUGAUGACACAGAGGUCAGAGAGGUCAGCUCCAGACCCAGCACACCAGGACUCAGUGUUGUCUCAGGCAUCAGUGCAACCUCAGAAGACAUCCCCAACAAGAUCGAGGACCUGCGGUCAGAGUGCAGCUCAGACUUUGGAGGGAAGGACUCUGUGACCAGUCCAGAUGGGGAGGAGUCAGGCCACGGAUCACACCAUCUGACAUCUCCACCCUCACAGACCGAUUCCUUACUGGCCAUGUUCGAUCCUCUCUCCUCUGCUGAAGGCUCCUCCACCGGAACAAUAGUGAGGCCCAAAGUGCACUACGCCAGGCCCCCUCACCCUCCUCCCGAUCCUCCCAUCCCUGAAGCCAGCGCUCUGGGGCAGGAGACACGCCACUCUCUCUUCACGCCCCACUGCCUGGCCCAGGCUGAGCUGGAGCACACCAAGCAGCGCCACUCCUUCCCUGACAGACUGGUCCGUAGCCGCAGCUCUGACAUCGUGUGCCCAGGCCGCCGGCCCACAAGUGACCCUGGCCUUAACCGGCGGGUAGCGGUUGAAGAGCGCGACCCUGCCGGGGCCUUCGCCUUAGGACCGUCCUCGUCCCCCAGCAAAGACUCCCUCAAAGGAGAGGUUGAAGACAGGAAAGACAGUGAUGACGAGAAGUCUGAUCGCAACAGGCCCUGGUGGAAGAAACGUUUUGUGUCAGCCAUUCCCAAAGUGCUGUAUUGGACGGCUGAGAGUGAUGUCCCAGCUCCGAUAGCUGCAUUUCGGAAAAGGGACAAGCAGGAGAAAGACGACAUUGUCCCGGAGCGUGUCCCACAAGAUGACCCAAUGCCCAGACAAAGCUCUCAGGCCCAGGCAGCUGAAGACAUCCUGGACAAGUACAGGAACAUCAAGAGGACCAGCCCCAGUGAUGGAGCCACAGGUGGAGCUUCUUAUGAUGGAACAGGAGAUCUUUGUGUUGAGGACAAUGUGCACGACUCUCCUAGAGAAGACACUCUGCAGAACAUCUCUACAGAUGACCUCCCAGACUCAGCCAGCCAGACGGCACAGCAGCACGACUCCAAGUUCUCUUUCAGCGAUGCAAAGAAGAAGUUACGGUUGGCAUUGUGCUCAGCAGACUCAGUGGCUCUGCCCAUCAUGGCUCCUACAACCACACGAAAUGGGCUGCCUGACCACAUGGACUCUGAAGACAAUGAGAUCGUCUGCUUCCUGAAGAUCCAGCUAGCAGAGGCCAUCAACCUUCAGGAUAAGAACCAGAUGGCCCAGAUCCAGGAGACCACGCGCUGUGUGAGCCGCUUCGACGCACGCACCUGCAGGAAGCUGCUGGCUACCAUCGCAGAGGAUUACAGAAAGCGGGCACCAUACAUAGCCUAUCUAACCAGGUGUCGUCAGGGCCUGCAGACCUCUCAGGCCCACCUGGAGAGGCUCCUCCAGAGGGUGCUGAGAGACAAGGAGGUGGCCAACCGCUACUUCACCACCGUGUGUGUUCGGCUCCUUCUUGAACAUAUGGAGUCCAAGAUGCUUGACUUCAUUAAAGCGUUCCAGGGGUGCACAGCAUCGGAUGACAAGACGGCAGCAGUGGAGGAUUUUCUGCGCUACUUGUACGGCGCCAUGGCCCGGGAUGCCAUUUGGCAGUACGCUAGCGAGGACCAGCUGCAGGAUGCCCAGAUGGCUAUCGAGCGCAGCGUUAUGAACCGCAUCUUCAAACUGGCCUUCUACCCCAACCAGGAUGGAGAUAUUCUCAGAGACCAGCUUUUCCAUGAACAUAUCCAGCGGCUCACAAAAGUUGUGACGGCUAAUCAUAAAGCUCUUCAAAUCCCAGAGGUUUAUCUGAAGGAGGCUCCCUGGCCCUCUGCACAGUCUGAGAUCAGGACCAUCAAUGCAUACAAGACGCCACGAGACAAAGUCCAGUGUAUACUGCGCAUGUGUUCCACCAUCAUGAACCUCCUCAGUCUGGCCAAUGAAGACUCCGUCCCUGGAGCGGACGACUUUGUCCCUGUACUCGUCUUUGUCCUCAUCAGGGCAAACCCGCCCUGCCUGCUGUCCACCGUUCAGUACAUCAAUAAUUUCUAUGCCAGCCGGCUGAGUGGGGAGGAGUGCUAUUGGUGGAUGCAGUUCACCGCGGCGGUGGAAUUCAUUAAGACCAUCGACGAUCGCAAGUGAAGCAGAACAGCCACCUGUAUGGGCAGACUGCGGGGGAAGGAGCCGGGAGACUGGGAGACUUCCCAACCAACUGCUCCCUCUGCACAGCUUAUAAAACCUGGCCCUCAGCCUGCUCUUUAUUUGUAUAGCUUGUACAUAGCCAGAGACGUUGAAAGAGUACAAAAUAUAUAUUACUGUAUGUAUGUGGACAAAUUCAGGUUUUAGCCGUACUGAAAAAAAAAACGGCCUUGGGGAAAAAUUGGCAACCUGAUUUGGAUUUUUCCUUUUUGUCUCUUCAAUCAUAUUUCACGUUUGGGGUCUGUAUUAGAAAUUUUAUAUCUACACAAUUACACCUAUGACAUUAAAUCAACCUAAAAGAUAAUCCUAUAUAAAGGGACCAGACUUCCUUGAUGUGAUCACUGAUCUUUUUAUUCCCCCCUGAGUGAGAGGGAAGGGCUUCCAAUUAAAUUACAAUAUAAUGUUCAUUAAAUGCAUUGUAACGUGGGGAUUUACAGUGCGUGGUAGAUACUGAUGGGAUUUAGUGACUCAUAAACACAAUAACCAUACUACUCAUAAGUGUAUCAAACAAGUAGGGCAGCUUUUUUUCAUGAAUUGUUUACUUCAUCUUAUUCCCGAAAGCAAGUGUGUCAGUGACAAUUUGGACAUAAGGGCCCACAUAUUUAUAUGAAAUAAAAUGUAUUUAUUUCUGUAAUUCUAUUUAAUGCUUUUGUUUAUCUAAUUUUAAACAAAUGAAAAUGCAUAUCAUGCCCAUUCAGGAUGUCUGAGGCAAGUUAUGUAAUUAUUAUAAACUUCCUAUAAUAAACAUGCUAGAAAAGCUUGCGUUAGGAAGGCACCUUAACAGUGAGUAGGUGGGGCUGCUGGGGAAUUAUGAUACAGGGUCAACUCAUGCACAGAGUAGUGUUGGCAUUUGUGGAAAUAUUGAAUAUUGUGCCUUUGAUGUGGGGCGCUCUGUACAGGUAGUUAUUUUUGACUAUUAUUUUUUAACCCAGCAUAGGCAUUAUCCCGUCCCCUCCCCUCCCCACAACACACUCCAAUGGGCCAAACCUUUGUCCAGCCUUCGCUGCAGGAACACGGGCAUCUCCACAUCAUUGAUUGUCAUGGCUAAGUCCCUUUAAUGCACUUGAAUUUGAACAAACAUCCCCGUUGGUAUUCUAGAUCCUACCUCAGGGUUGAAACCAAUGAUUAUGACUGUCCUGCAUUGGUUGUCAACAGAGCUGUGGAUCAUUUUUGCACUGGUAAGAAAUAAAAAAAACAAUGAGGGGAAAGGGAGGAAAAGUUGGGUAUUGACCUGCUGUGAUGCUUGUUGUGUUCACACAUCACCCUUAAUUAAAACAAGCCUUUGUUAGUGAACAAAGACAUUUUAGUUUCUAAUCUUAUACCUGAGAUGCCACAUGUGUCCGCAUUGGCAGACUAGUGAACUAUUGGAUAUUAGCUCUCUACCUCCUUAUAAGUUCAAGAAAGGGACUCGUGUUUAUGUGCACUUAUUUUAUUUUUUUCUCUCCCCAAUUUGACGUGCUGUGAUCUCCCAGUGUCAUUGUAUCUUUCCAAAUAUAGUACAAGCAUGUCUUUAAUUAUCCAGAAAUGACUAAAACUCCUCUCUUGAAAUCCUCUGCUUCAUUUUUGUGCACAGACGUGCCACGUGUAUUAUAGUUUUUCGUUAACUCAUUACUUUAAUGGUAACUGACCUGACAGCACAAUACACAGUAGGAUAGAAGAGCAAAUAAUCAACACUAUUGACUUGUUACUGAUUUUUUUUCUCAGUUAAUGCUAAAAUGGUCGGUGUAGUACGUGAGUGUGGUUUUUAUCUAGUGAGUGCGUGUGAGAUGAUCGUGCGAUUGGUUGACCCUCUGCCUCCUCUUGCAUGAAGUCACUGAAUGGUCUGUACAUUCUCCAUCAUGAUGAACAGUAGAAUAGGAUUAGCAUCUGCCACAGGCCAGUAAUUGAACCUGCAAGAGGAUGCAAAGCUUCUUUGUGUCUGUGAUACUAGCAUAUCAGAACUCAAUGAUUUAUUUUGCACAAAACGGAUGUUUUCCUGGAAAAAAUUGACAGGGAGCAGUGCAUUUCUGAAAUGUCAUUACUUCUGGCCUUUACAGUCCUUUAACGUAUAGUGAUUAGAAUAAUGUUCGAGCAGCCGAGUUAAGCACCUGACUGUUACUCUUUCAAGCUUCCAUGUUUAUGUGCAACAUCACAAAUGCAUUUUUUAUAUACACGUCUACAGUAGCGCCCAGAUUGGUAUGUGCAGUAUACUUCCUCGCAGGGUCUGUGUAAUCAAUUUGAUGAGAAAACCAUGCACUGGAAAAUCAAGUUGCAGGUUGCAUCUAUACUAAUUAGGUUUAUGUGAUGUCACUUUAAUUGGAAAUACAUACUGCACAAAUCUGAUGAAAUUAUUUGGACCUGGCUUAUGUUUCAGCGUUGCCUCAGAUAGCCGGUCUCAGCAGCUACAGAUGACCCCAGUGAAGUACUGAUCAAAACACCGGAUUAUUUACACAAAUAUACAUAUGACUGUGAUAGCAACUGUAAUUUUAGCUCUGAUUGUAUGCAAACCACUGAGCAGUGGUGUCAAGUGAACAGACUAAAGUGUUGGUCUGUUCUUCAAAGCUUUACUGCUCUGCUCCCUGUGCAAUUGAGUUGAAAAGCUGAGCAGCAGAGAAAAAGAAAAAAAAAGUUUUACAUCUUACAUCUAAUUUUACAUUUAAUUGUAAGCUUGCACAAUUAUGACAUGCGGGGAAAGCCGGUUUGUCUUUACUGUGAUUAAUGCAUUAUGUAAUUCUUUAAAAACAAUAAAAGAAGCAGAAGUUUUUU
Centropristis striata (black sea bass) is the source of this 7455-nucleotide messenger RNA. RefSeq names its product GTPase activating protein and VPS9 domains 1 (gene gapvd1). Gene Ontology annotation, biological process: vesicle-mediated transport; regulation of GTPase activity. Gene Ontology annotation, molecular function: guanyl-nucleotide exchange factor activity; small GTPase binding. The coding region runs from base 181 to 4653 and encodes 1490 amino acids. Gene Ontology annotation, cellular component: endocytic vesicle; cytosol. The record is from RefSeq and is a predicted model, not a curated record. The transcript is spliced from 29 exons. Lineage: Eukaryota; Metazoa; Chordata; Actinopteri; Perciformes; Serranidae.